Molecule: messenger RNA, 2372 nt
Organism: Triplophysa rosa
Lineage: Eukaryota; Metazoa; Chordata; Actinopteri; Cypriniformes; Nemacheilidae
Product: alanine aminotransferase 2-like
Exons: 11
Coding region: 691-2190 (499 amino acids)
Biological process (GO): biosynthetic process
Molecular function (GO): pyridoxal phosphate binding; L-alanine:2-oxoglutarate transaminase activity
Source: RefSeq, a predicted model, not a curated record
AUCAUCGUUUACUCACCCGCUUGUUAUUUCACACCUAUCUGACUUUCUUCUGCAGAACACAAAAGAAGAUAUUUUAAAGAUGUUGCUAACCGACCAAGGGCGGGACUUAUUCACUUACAUUGGUUUUGUGUACAUACAAUAAAUAGAGACCGCUGUUUUCCGGUUACCAACAUUUUUUAAAAUAUCUUUUGUGUUAUGCAGAUGAGCAAAAGCAUAAAGAAUAAUUAUUGUUUAGCUUCAGUGAUCAUUAAAGACUAACUCUGUUUAGUGGUGUAAUGUGUUACUUGUGUUGAACACCAAAGAAGAUCUUGGCCAAGAUUAAGCUCAGACUGAAAUUUUUUUUUUUGGUGAACUGAUUUUAGUGUCAUUCAUCCCAAAAAUAUGUUUUUUGUUUUUUCCUAACUGCUUCUGGGAAACAUAAAAUUACAAAUCUUGAUUUGUGAUUGUGAAAGGCUUUUAAUUACUAGUCAUGAUCUCAACUGGAAUACUAGAUCAUUUUCCUGUCAUGAGAUGUUGAAAGAAUAGUCACUUAUUUGCCCAGGAUGUCUUGCCAAAUGUUAAUAUUUCAAGAUGCUGAUAAAUUUGUUCUCAUGCAUAAAGCCUAAAGAUUUAGGUUUAAUUUUACUCUACCCUCGAAUGUUUAGCCUUAAUGUGAAGAUCUCGCUGAUGUAAAGUGCUCCAGAAAAACAAAUGAAGACGGCUGACCGUAUCAUCAAUAGAAAGAAUUUGGACAUCACAGAAAGAUUCUUCAGAAGGAUGUCUUUCCUGAGAGAGAUCAGUCCAGAGAUGAAGAACGCUUUUCUUUCAGAGAAAGCUGUUUUAUUGAGACGUGCUGCGCAGAUCACAGCCGAAAUACAACAGGGCGAAAGAAAAGGUUAUAAAGAGGUGCUUGAUUUGUCUUCGGGUGACCUUCACAGUGGAGGGAUAAAACCCAUCACAUUUGUUCGACAGGUCCUUGCUGCUUGUUUCUAUCCUGCCCUUUUGCAGGAUGACAGUCUGCCAUUGGAUGUCACACAAAGAGCAAAACGUCUCCUUAACGAAUGUGCGGGUGGAAGCGUUGGCUCGUACACAGAUUCAAGUGGAAUUGCCAAAAUCAAACACUGUGUGUCUAAGUUCAUUUCCAGAAGAGAUGGAGGAGUUCCUUCAUCACCUGAAAACAUCUUCCUCACAUCUGGAUCGCAGCGGGCUCUCAUGAUAAUACUGAAGCUGCUUGUUCAGAAUGAGGACUCAUGUCAGACUGGUGUGCUUAUACCCGUACCCUCCUACUCCUCAUUUAACAUGGCUGUAGUUAGCCAAGGACUUGCUAUGCUACCUUACCGGUUUUGUGAGGAGCAGGGCUGGACACUACAGGUGGAAGAGCUACGCAGAGCACUCGGAGAAGGCAAAAGGACCUGCAAUCCCAUGGCGCUUUAUAUCUGCAACCCAGGGAAUCCAACAGGUCAUGUACAGAGUCGGGAGUCCAUUGAAGAAGUGAUUGAGUUUGCUGCAGAAGAGAAGCUCCUCCUACUGGUUGAUGAGGUGUACCAGAACUGCAUAUAUGGAGAGGGACCUGAGUAUUAUUCUUAUAAGAAAGUGUUAUCGGAAAUGGGCUCAACUAUUUCCAGCGCUGUGGAGAUGGCCUCCUUCAAUUCUGCCUCCAAAGGCUUCAUGGGAGAAUGUGGACUUCGUGGUGGCUACAUGGAGCUGGUGAAUUUUGACCCUGCGGUUAUGGAUUACAUCCAUAAACUUUUUAACACCGAGAGCUGCACAGUAGUUGCUGGACAAAUUGCACUCGACCUCAUGGCAGAUCCUCCAAAACCUGGAGAUCCCUCAUUCCCUAUCUUCUCGGAGGAGAUCGAGUCAAUUAAAAAGAUGAUACGUAAUAACAGUCAUCGGACUCAGAAGGUUUUUGAUGAGCUGCCGGGGAUCAGCUGCCAGCCAUUAAAGGGUGGAUUUUUUGUCUUUCCACGUCUACACUUCCCUCCAAAAGCAAUAAAAUGGGCCAAGGAUAGAGAGAUGGAGCCCGACAUGCUGUACUGUUUGCAUUUGCUGGAGGAGACUGGUCUUCACGUGAGACCGGGCUGUGAAUAUGGACAAAAAAAGGAUACCCAUCACAUCAGGCUUUGUUUGGCAACUCGAGAGGAGAUCAUGGAAGAUGUUUUACAAAGACUGAAGACGUUCCACACAUGCUUCAUGAAAGAGUUUUCUUAGAAAGUGUGUGUUUAUUAGUCUAGAUUGUGAAAGCAAAUGUCUAUUUAGAGGAACAUGAAAGAUCUUUUAAAUAAUUGUUUUUCUUGAUCAUUUGUAUAACUAAAAUGCUUUCGGUUUCAGUUACCAAGAGAUUCGCAAACUUUAAUACAUAUAAAUUGCCAUUGGCCAAUACUUUGACUAAU